UUCACUGCAAACGCUCUGCUGCUUCAUCUUCAUACCGCGGAGUGUGCAGCGAUGGUUGGGUGUGUUGAUUAGAGAGUGGGGUCCAACUGGCGGAGGCUGAACACCUGCACGUGGCAGAGGACUGCCUUCUUUUCCAUUACUCGACCUCCAGCCUGCAGCAGCUUCACUCCGCCUGUCAAGCGAGAGAAAGCGAACGAUGAGCUCUUCUCUUCCCAAAAGCGAGUCCACUACUUCUCUGCUGAGAUCAUCUGGGCUCAACCGCAGGUCUGCACACCCGAGUAGCGGUCCACACGAUCACCGGAGCCACCACCGUGCUCACCAUCAUCAUCAUACCGGAGCUGGAGGCAGCGUGGAUGCAGGCUGGGCGGAGGACUGUGAGACGAGUGCGCAGAGACCUCUCUGCCAACCAAGACACGCCGACUCUCGAAAUGUAGGUGAUCACCGGAUGCAGACGAGCCACUCUCACCGGCAAGCGAGCCUCCAGGACGAUGGUUACGCUCAGGAGGAUGCGAGACACAGGACGAAUCGGAUUCCGAAAGAGCACAGCAAGUCCUCUAGGUCCAGACACCCUCAUCAUCCCCACGACUCCUCUCGAGGUGAGCUGCCUCAUGCAGGACAGCACCAGCGCGGCUCCCCGCAGGACAGGAGGACCUCUCCAGUUCCAUCUUACCCAAAAGAACCGGACGAUGCUGCUUGCUUCUUCGAGCCCAGGGAGAGAGUGAUCACCGGCUCAUCCUCCAGCCUCAGCUCUGACCCACCUGCGACCAGAGCACCUGUGAAGCCCGCGUCCAGCCGCACAUCCAAGAGACAGAGCGCAACGUCUGAGUAUGACUCUAACCUUCAUCCCAUAGUGAAGUCAGUCUUUGGGCAGGACCGAGAGUUGAGGCCCGAAGAAAUGGAUGAGUUGCGUGAGGCAUUCAAGGAGUUCGACAAAGACAAAGAUGGGUUUAUCGGCUGUAAAGACUUGGGGAACUGCAUGAGAACGAUGGGCUACAUGCCGACAGAGAUGGAGCUGAUAGAACUGAGCCAGCAGAUCAACAUGAAUUUGGGAGGACAUGUUGACUUUGAGGACUUUGUUGAACUCAUGGGGCCCAAACUUCUGGCUGAAACCGCAGACAUGAUUGGGGUGAAGGAGCUGAGGGAUGCGUUCAAGGAGUUUGACACUAAUGGUGACGGCCAGAUCAGCACUGCAGAACUUAGAGAAGCAAUGAAAAAACUUUUAGGACAACAGGUCGGACACAGAGACCUGGAGGACAUCCUGCGAGACAUCGACCUCAACGGAGAUGGGCACGUAGACUUUGAAGAGUUUGUGCGGAUGAUGUCUCGAUGAGUUCCUCACAGAGAGUCGACAUGGAUUCCUUGUCGGUAUGGGAGGAAGAUGAGGGAGACCAGCACAGCGUGCCGAUUGAUCUCAAACUUCUGAACUGUCAAAGACCAAGAAAACAACAACAUAUCAACCCUGCCCUGAAACUGCCAUGCUGAAGCACAAAGGCUGACGACUACAGCCAGAAGCAACACUGUUGAUUAUAUGCUGCUGCUGUUUCUUAGAACAUAAACAAAACCAACAGCUGCAUUUGUGACUUUUACAAAGUAUAUAUAUAUAAAAAAGAAGCAUAUUUUCCUUUAGUAAUAACAACAUUUCUAAUGCUGAUGUGGCUGUGGGUUAAUGGGUAACAGGAUGUUUAGGUUAGAUGCUUAAACACUGUUAAUAACUGUAGCAAUUAAAAAGACAUUUUAAACUACAGCAGAAUGCCAGCAAACAUCCAAACCAAUACAGCACAUUCCUCUCUGAAGCGGGGGACAUCUAAAGCACAAAUAUAAUAUGGCAAUAUUUAAAUAUUUCAUGUGAUCCUGUCAAAGUUGUGUGUUUGUGUUUUGUGCAUACUGUUGUUUCUCUCCAACCUUUACUGUUGGUGUAUUAUGUCCCUUAAGAUUCUCGUCAAACCCCAGUUGAGGAAAGCCAAUAUUUGUUUUGUAAUUAAGUGUAAGGUCGCACUGAUGCAGUUCUUCUGACUUUAAUAACAUUAUGCCUAUCUUACUGUGAUAUAUAUGUCAUUUUCAGUGUGCGUAAGACUUCUUCAACUGCAAACUAUUUUGAAGGAAACUCUUUAGUUACAGUGAGUUGCUAAUCUUGAUAACUACGAUAUGCCUUUUUAAUUACAUGUAUGUUUUGUUAAUUCUGCAUAUUACUCUGCAUGAAUACAGACAGAGUUUGACGGAUCAUCUAUCUCACCAUGGUAGGUGAUCAACAGAGCGUUAAAACUAUAUGUGAACGAUUCUGUUAAUGCUUUAAUUUUUAUCCAUUUUGAUAAAUGCAUAUGUUUAUUGGGGUUUGUGAGUCUAAACAGUCCUGAAGUGAUUUUCACUUUGGUGCAACAUUUACACUUUUAACUUUAAUACCUCAAAAUGAAUUGAACAAUCAACCUCAUCCAUAAACUGCCCCUAGCAUAAGCUCUAAUAUACAUUUAUUUACCCUCUUACUGUCAUUAUCAAUAUUUGUAAAGAAGCAGCAUUCACUUCUUUAUGGAAAAAAGCCAAAGAAAGUUUACAACAAAAAUAUUAUUUGAGUCGUAUUCAGUGUAGUAAGUAUCUGCAGUGUCUUUUAGAAAUAUGAUCUAUUGGAUUAUAUUUUCAAAAUGGUUGCUUGAAAUGCCCUUCCUGGUUCAUGGGGCAGCUAAAUUAUUUGUUGACUGUUAAUAAAUAGACACGGGGUUAUAUGCAUGCAAGUUGAGAUAUUCUUCUAAAGGAAAAUCUUACUUUGUGAUUUUACUUGUCUUAAGUGUGUGAAACUAUGCAUGCAAGAAACAACAGACAUUUGUAGCAGAAUAUAUAGAAAUAAAGGUUUUUAUUGGAACUCGA
This is a messenger RNA of Cottoperca gobio, 2859 nucleotides long. RefSeq names its product calcium binding protein 1b (gene cabp1b). Bases 197 to 1330 code for a protein of 377 amino acids. The transcript is spliced from 7 exons. Gene Ontology annotation, molecular function: calcium ion binding; calcium channel regulator activity. NCBI's taxonomy places the organism in Eukaryota, Metazoa, Chordata, Actinopteri, Perciformes, Bovichtidae. The record is from RefSeq and is a predicted model, not a curated record. Gene Ontology annotation, cellular component: cytoplasm.